Molecule: messenger RNA, 468 nt
Organism: Camellia sinensis
Lineage: Eukaryota; Viridiplantae; Streptophyta; Magnoliopsida; Ericales; Theaceae
Source: RefSeq, a predicted model, not a curated record
AUGACCUCUGUCUGCAUAUCAACCUGUGUCAACGAUGCCAGAGUCCCUAGCAAAGCCACCUACAUGAACCUGGACAAGUGGCCGGAAUCUGACGCCGAGUCAGUGAAAACGGCGCCCGGAGGAGGAGAAGGGCGGCACCACCGUCCCACGGUGGUGGAGAGUAUCUCAUGUAGGCAGCUGUACUUGAAGAGCUACACAUUUUCCAGGAAAGAGACUGUGCCUGAGAGGACCAAGAAGUGCUUGGAUCGAGCCGGAGAGAGGGUGGUGGCUCGUGGCGGUGAGAGGAGGAGGAGGAGGAAGAGGAAGGCGGUUCGGGGUCAGGGAAGAAAGAGGAGUGUGGUGGUGGUGGUGGUGAGGAGAGUGAAGGAGUUAUCGUGCGCCGCUUUGUGUGCUAUCUUCCACAAGCUGCUAUAUUGCACUGCUAGUGUGGAUGUUGUGGACCAUAGAGAACAGCGAGUGCAGUUGUAG